CCGGAAGUCGUCCGUCCCCCGAGCCCAACCGCCGCUGUAGUAUAUAAACCGCGCCGGCACCGCACCGGGGAGCCCACCCGCGCCACCUCUUCUCCCUCCCUCCACCCCAGACGGCGGAGGACCCCGCGCCGCCCCUUCGAUCGGACCGCCGCCUUCCUUCCUCCCUUUAUGAUGGGUUCUUCAUCUUGGUCUACCCCUCCGCCAGCCUUUGGGCCAGUCAAGGGCUCUUCAUCAUCAUUGUUCUCCACGCCGACCUCUGGUGCGGCCAUGGGCUCUUCUCCAUCCUUGUUUUGUUUCACGCCGGCAUCUGGUGCAGCCACGGGCUCUUCUCCAUACUCGUUUGGUGUAAUGCCGACCUCUGGUGCAGCCAUGGGCCCUCCUUCAUCCUCGUUCACGCCGGUAGCCACGGGCUUUUCUCCAUACUCGUUUGGUAUCAUGCCAGCCUCUGGUGCUGCCAUGGGCCCUUCUUCAUCCUCGUUUGGUUCCACGCCGGUAGCCACGGGCUUUUUUCCAUCCUCGUCUGGUUUCACGCCAGCCUCUGGUGCUGCCAUGGGCUCCUAUUCAUCUUGGUGUGGCCCAGCAUUUGGGCGAUCCCCUAACGCCUUCGGGCACCCCAUGCCCCAUCAGGCACCUUUUUCAUCCAACACACCAUUUGGCUCUACAACAGGCCAACAUUAUUCACAUGUUCCUACCUUUGGGGUGCAAUCUGAGCCUUCAUUUGGGCCCUUUGGCCGAGUGUCUAAAAAAGGCAGCAGGGUUUCUGCUUAUACCAGGACUCCUGGUGAUGAUCCUGAACGUAAUUACUAUGUAUCUAUUUCAGCAAUGCCAGUAUUCAAGAGCAAAUCUCAUGAGGAGCUUCGACAUGCAGAUUAUAAGAAAGGAGACAAAGGUGGUUUCAACUUACAGGAGGGCAGAGUUCCUUGGGCUUAUCAUUCCUCGCAGCCCCAGCCCCAGGCCCCAGUGAAUGCCUUCGCAAAUCCUGUCAAGCCAUCAUUGUUUUCAUACUCUCCUGAGCCAUCCUCAGCACCUGUGGGACUGCAAUCCUCAGCACAUGGUACCACCAACCCAUUUUGGCUGCGCCCUCCAGGACCCCAGUCACCAUUAUUCUCAUACCCUCCCGAGCCAAUCCACAAGCCAUCAUGGUUUUCAAGCUCAUCUUGUGCACCAUCUACUACAUGUUGGGAAAACGUAUCCAAUAACACAGCAGCAUGUACAGCUCCUGCAGAUACAUCUUCUGCUCAAGGCCAUAUGUUUAGCCAAAAUUUGUUCCCUUCAAAAUCUACUCAAUCUGGAGGAAGUUUACUCAGCUCUUCGGUCGCCCAUUCAGCACCAGCUCCAUUGCCAAACGGUCAUUCCACUACUAUAAAUAUUGAUCAAGCUGAGAAAACUGUGGAGUUGGUACUACCAGUUGACAUUACUACUGUAAGGAUUAGAUUUUCUCCAAGGAAUGAUGAUACUGGCAGUCGUGCUACAGAGGUUCAUCAUAAUGUUAAAGCUUCAGCAACACCAGUGUCUUUCUGUAUCUAUCCUGGAGAGAACCAAGAGCUAACUAUCCAAUCAGUGGAGCAGCAUGACAGGAAACCAUCUAGUUCAACAGGAUCCGCUGGGGAACAGAAAGGGUAUAUCAACGGUGCUGUCCUGGCUAGGAGUAAUCCAUUUGAUCCUGUGAUAACUCCAUUUGGUGGUGCCCCUGUGAGUGAAAGUGUGCUUCCUCGGCUCUAUAAGGCAGACUAUUACACCUCGCCGUCUAUCGCAGAGCUUGCUGCACGAGAAAGCAACGAGCCAGGUUGUUGCUCACAUGUGAAGGACUUCACGGUCGGCAGGCAUGGCUAUGGCAGCAUCAAGUUUGAUGGAGAAACCGAUGUGAGGAAGCUCGACAUCGCUUCCAUCGUAGAGUUCAAGGACCGCGAGAUCCUGGUCUACACAGAUGAGAGCAAGAGACCUCCUGUGGGGCAGGAGCUCAACAAGCCUGCAGAGAUCACCCUCCUGAAUGUGAAAUGCGUCGAUAAGAAGACCGGGUUGCAGUUGACGGAAGGUCCAGAAGUCGACAGGUAUAAGGAGAUUCUGGCGCAAUGGACCGAGAAGAAUGGCGCUGAAUUCGUGGCGUUUGAUGCCGUGAAGGGGGAGUGGAAGUUCAGGAUCAAGCACUUUUAGUCAGUAGCUAGGUUCUUCGCAGUAGUAAGAUUCCAGUUGGAAGACAGGGUGAUACCAUGGCUCUGGCUAUGUAAAAAUACUCUGU
Messenger RNA from Triticum urartu, 2239 nucleotides. RefSeq lists its product as uncharacterized. Gene Ontology annotation, molecular function: structural constituent of nuclear pore; RNA binding. The record is from RefSeq and is a predicted model, not a curated record. Gene Ontology annotation, biological process: post-transcriptional tethering of RNA polymerase II gene DNA at nuclear periphery; telomere tethering at nuclear periphery; RNA export from nucleus. NCBI's taxonomy places the organism in Eukaryota, Viridiplantae, Streptophyta, Magnoliopsida, Poales, Poaceae. Gene Ontology annotation, cellular component: nuclear pore; nuclear pore cytoplasmic filaments.